Notothenia coriiceps (black rockcod) is the source of this 246-nucleotide messenger RNA. RefSeq names its product electrogenic sodium bicarbonate cotransporter 4-like. Gene Ontology annotation, cellular component: plasma membrane. The record is from RefSeq and is a predicted model, not a curated record. The annotation marks the transcript as partial. Gene Ontology annotation, molecular function: solute:inorganic anion antiporter activity; sodium:bicarbonate symporter activity; monoatomic anion transmembrane transporter activity. The transcript is spliced from 2 exons. NCBI's taxonomy places the organism in Eukaryota, Metazoa, Chordata, Actinopteri, Perciformes, Nototheniidae. Gene Ontology annotation, biological process: regulation of intracellular pH; monoatomic anion transport; transmembrane transport.
CUGAAAAACAAAUUCAUGAAGAAAAUCCCUCGAGACGCAGAGGCCUCCAACGUCUUGGUGGGUGAAGUGGACUUCCUGAACAAACCCUUCGUAGCGUUUGUGCGUUUGGCCCAGGCUACGACGCUCGGGGGUCUCACCGAGGUCCCCGUUCCCACCAGAUUCCUGUUUAUUCUCCUGGGACCUCAGGGAAAGGCCAAGUCGUAUAAUGAGAUCGGCCGAGCCAUAGCAACUCUGAUGGUGGAUGAU